Molecule: messenger RNA, 2989 nt
Organism: Motacilla alba alba
Lineage: Eukaryota; Metazoa; Chordata; Aves; Passeriformes; Motacillidae
Product: E3 ubiquitin-protein ligase TRIM68-like
Exons: 7
Coding region: 27-1667 (546 amino acids)
Molecular function (GO): zinc ion binding; protein binding
Source: RefSeq, a predicted model, not a curated record
CUUCCGCGUCCCUCGCCGUCGCGGCCAUGGCUGAGGAGCUGCUGGCUCUGCGCGAGCAGAUGGUGGCCGAGGCCACCUGCCCGCUGUGCCUGGAUCUGUUCGAGCAGCCCAAGCUCACGGAAUGCGGGCACAGCUUCUGCGGGCAGUGCCUGGCGGGCGUGCUGGGGGACCCCCCGCGCCGCGCCCCCUGCCCGCAGUGCCGCGCCCCGGUGGAGCCGGGCUCGCUGCGACCGAACCGCUCGCUGGGCAACAUGGCCGGGCUGGCCCGGGCCCUGGAGGAAGUGGCGGCGCGGCCGCGGUGCCCCCAGCACGGCAAGCCCCUGGCGCUGUUCUGCGAGCCCUGCGCCGCCCUGCUCUGCGCGCCCUGCCGGGACGGGCCCGAGCACCGCCCGCACCGUGUCCGCCCCGCCGAAGAGGCCGCCCGGGAGCUGCGGGAGAAACUCCAGAGAAACCUGCUUUCUCUACAAGAACAGAAGAAAAAAUGGAAGCACAACAGUGACCAGAAGAGUGAAGACCUGCUGGUGUGUGUUCCUCUCCAUGCCCCCCACUGCUCACCCAUGUGGCUCCCCAGGAAUCGUGUCUGUCCCAUCCUUCCCUGUCCUCAUAUAUAUUUAUCUCCUAGUCCAUGGCAGCGUUCUUGUCUCUGUCCAUCUCUUGUGGCCUCCUUGGGCCCAUCAGCAUCCAGGCUUGCCAGCCCUCUCUCCGUUCUUGCUGCUGCUCCUGUUCCAAAGCUCUGGUCCCGUUCUAAGGCGCUGAUGUGGGAGUUGGAGCGUGUGCCCAAGACCUUUGAGGAGCUGCAGCAGAGCCUGGAGGAGCAGAAGAAGACGCUGGUGGCCCAGCUGGGGCAGAUGUCCCAGGAGCUGGUCAGUAGGAGUGAUGAGUACACGUCCAGGGUUUUGGAGAGGCAGUCGCUGCUGGACACGGUGAUGGCGCAGAUCGAGGAGAAGCGGGACCAGCCGGCGGUCGCGUUCCUCAUGGAUGUUGGCACAAUCCUGAGCAGCUGUGAGGCAGCCAAGGCCCCGAUCCCAGAGCCAGUUUCCCCAGAGCUGCAGAGGAGCUUUAGGAGCCUUUCUGAGAAGUGCCAGCAGGUCGUGGACAUGGUGGAUAAAUUCAGAGUGAGCCUGCAGAGCGACAUAGACUGGGGCAUAAGGGAGCAGGUGACGCUGGACCCAGAGACGGCGAGUGAUAACCUGAUCCUCUCAGAUGACCGCAAAAGGGUGUGGUUUGGAUAUGGAAAUGAAAUCCUCCCCGACAACCCCAAGAGGUUCUUGAGCAGCUACAGUGUCUUGGGCUCCCAGGGGUUCACGUCUGGGAGGCAUUUCUGGGAGGUGGAGGUCUGGAAACAGGGGUACUGGGUUGUGGGAGUGGCCCUGGAGUCCGUGCCGAGGAAGGAGCCGCUCCACCUGCUCAGAUCUGGGAAGGUCUGGGGGCUGCAACUGGACCAGGAUGGCAUCUGCAGUGCAGUCGGCAUAACCUCUGAGGUGCUGGCACUCAAGGAAAAACACCACAGAAUCAGGGUCUGCUUGGAUUACGAAGCAGGCCGAGUCACCUUCUACAACGUGAAGGACAUGAUGCAAAUCUUGCAGUUGGAGGCCACCUUCACUGAGAAAGUCUUCCCGUACUUUCAGCUCUAUUACCGAGAUACCCAGAUCAGGGUGUGUGACUGACAGAGUGGGACGGCUGCCGGGCCCCUGCCCGUGCCCCUGGCUGGCUGAGCAGGGAGGAGCUGUGGCAAUGACACGGCACCACACUGCAGCCUCACUGCAGCUCUGCCUGGCUGGAUCCUCUCUGCAAUUUCCUGCCUCUCCUCCCGCUGAGUCCUUUGGAGCAUUACAGAAGUGCUGUCCUGCCUGGCGGUGUCUGCGUGCUGCUGUCCUGGCUAGAUGCCGUGGUGAUGGUAUCCUGCCUCUGCCUGUGGGCACUGAGGCCACAGAAUAAUCGGGAGGGAGGAGGGAAGAGGCUCCGAUUGUCCGUGCCGGCCUUUGGCAGCACUGCAGGGCUGGGCUGGGCUGGGCUGGAGGGUGCAGCCACCCUGCACUCAGGAAGCCAGGCUGGAGCCACGAGCUGAUAACGAUGCCUUGAAUUUUUGCACUCAUAUUUUUUGGAUUCUCUGCUGCUUUGGUGUGUAGCUCUGUAUUGGAAUGCAAGCCUCUCCAGUUUCCUCAGAGAGAGAAAUGAAAGCAGGGGUUGAGUUAAAGCCUUUAGAGAAAUUAAAGUAUAUGAAGCCACAUAGAUACUAUGCAGAAGUGUAAAAUAAGAAAAUAGAAAUAUAUGUCUUCUUUAAGUGCCUUGGGAAACUCUGGGAGCUAGCAAAGGCCCCAAGGCCUAGUGUAAAGUUCAGUAACUUAGCUCUAGACAUAACUAAAAACAUAGUGGAAUAUUGCUUGGGUUUCUUGACAGACAAAACAGAUAGAAUUAUUCACAUAUGCAUAAAUAGACAAAGAUAUAUUGAACAGACCAAACAGAAUUUUUCACUUAAAAGAUAAAGCUAUAUGGGUAAAUAGAUAAAGAUAUAUGUGUAAAAAUUCAGGUAAGAACUGUUACUACUUUCCUAUUACUUUUGUACAUUAGAAUCAAGUUUAGAGUGAUGCAGAAAGAAUGUUUGAGAAUCGUGUUUUUAGCUGAUAGGUUGUUUUAUGUAUAAAAAGCCCUGUAUUGGGGUACGGGCCACCACCUGUGGGAAAGACAUUUCUGUGCUGUUCUUGUGAGCCAGCCAAGGCUUCCUGAAGAUAAGGAAGGCCUCAUAUCUCUCUCAAGGAAUUUACAAAAGCUAUCACCACAACAACGUGAGGAAACAGAGAGAAAAAAAGUGUAAGCAAAGAGAUCUAGACUUUGGCUGGCUUACACAGUGGCCUGGCUGCUUUCACCCAGUGAAAGUUUUGUUUUUUCUUUAUGACCAAUGGGCAGUGUAUGUGUUCCUUAAGUAAAUGUAAACAUCUUGUCAAACUAUAAAAGCACCCUGCUGCUUUAAUAAAUAAGUCUGAACAGC